Entamoeba histolytica HM-1:IMSS is the source of this 1113-nucleotide messenger RNA. RefSeq names its product protein kinase, putative. Gene Ontology annotation, biological process: signal transduction; protein phosphorylation. Gene Ontology annotation, cellular component: cytoplasm. Gene Ontology annotation, molecular function: ATP binding; protein serine/threonine kinase activity. The record is from RefSeq and is a predicted model, not a curated record. The coding region runs from base 1 to 1113 and encodes 370 amino acids. NCBI's taxonomy places the organism in Eukaryota, Evosea, Mastigamoebida, Endamoebidae. The transcript is spliced from 3 exons.
AUGGAGAAGAAUGUUGUUAAAAAAGAAAAUAAAACAAGCCUACUUUCCAUUUUUGGAGAGCAAGAAGGUAUUAUAUUAGAAUCAGAAAUAAAAAGGUAUCGUGUCUUAAAGAUAGUUGGUCGGGGAACAUUUGGAAUUGUUGUUGGUGUUAUAGAUGAGGAACAACAUAUAUUUGCUAUUAAACGGAUAUUAGAAGAUCCAAGACAAAAAAAUAGGGAAUUAGGUAUUAUGAAAGAGUUAAAACACCCUAAUGUAAUAGAAUUAUUAGAUCAUUUCUAUACAAUAUUGCCUAAUUAUAAAGAACCAUGUUUGAAUUUAGUCACUGAAUGUUAUCCUGAAAGUCUCCACCAAAUGUUACAUGAUUAUGCAGCAGAACAGUUACCAAUUCCAUUAAGACAUGCACGGUUAUUCACAUACCAACUAUGUAGAGGACUAAGUUAUAUACAUUCAAAAGGAAUAUGUCAUCGAGACUUAAAACCACAAAAUAUAUUAGUUAAUCGACAAAAUUUAGAAUUAAAAAUAUGUGACUUUGGAGCAGCUAAAGUCCUUGAAGCAAACCAACCAAAUACCGCAUAUAUCUGUACAAGAUAUUAUAGAGCACCAGAACUAAUAUUUGGGUGUGUUGAUUAUACUACUUCAAUUGAUAUAUGGAGUGUUGGAUGUAUUAUUGCAGAGUUAUUAACUGGUCAAAUACUUUUUCGAGGAAUGACAACUUCAGAUCAAUUAGUGAAAAUUUUCUCCAUUAUUGGUUCUCCUUCAGUCGAACAGGUCUUGGCUAUGAACCCAAAUUCUCCUUAUACUAAAAUUCCUCGUGUUAAUGGAAAGGGGAUGAAUGAAGUGUUAAUGUAUACUGACUCACCUGAUAAUGCAUAUGAAUUAUUAGAAAGUAUUCUUCAAUUUGAUCCAUCAAAAAGACCAAGUGCUAUGGAAGUUAUGUUACAUGAUUUCUGUAAAGACAUGUUUAGAGAAUUAAUGAAACGGGAUGGAAUUGGAGAAUGGACCAAUUAUACUGUGGAUGAAUGGUCAUUAGCUGAUCAAAGAAACUUGGUAGGUAGAUUAAAAGAAUUCUGUAUGUUAGAGAAGAGGAGAAAAGAGAGAUAUUCAAAGAAGUGA